Molecule: messenger RNA, 1472 nt
Organism: Pistacia vera
Lineage: Eukaryota; Viridiplantae; Streptophyta; Magnoliopsida; Sapindales; Anacardiaceae
Product: glyoxylate/hydroxypyruvate reductase HPR3-like
Exons: 2
Coding region: 361-825 (154 amino acids)
Cellular component (GO): cytosol
Molecular function (GO): glyoxylate reductase (NADPH) activity; NAD binding; hydroxypyruvate reductase [NAD(P)H] activity
Source: RefSeq, a predicted model, not a curated record
GCGAAAUUCAAUGGAUGAAGAAGUCAAUGUCCACUAGUCCUAGUUCAUCGACCAACAACCUUUCACUUCCCAUUCAAACACCGUUUAGCAACUCAAUUCAACCUUUUCGAUCCCCUUGACUCAGCCCGAUUCAACCCACUCUCCCCUCCUUUCCUUUCACAACAUGCCCACAACAUGCUGGUCCUCCUCUGCGUGGACCCCACACCCAUCUCCUCCCAGCCUUAAAACUCAUCGUGGGGUCCAGCGUCGGCGUUGACCACAUCGACCUCCCCGAGUGUCGCCGACGUGGCAUUACUGUUACUGAUGCUGGCAUUGCCUUCUCUGAGGAUGUCGCUGACUUUGUCUUUGGCCUCUUGAUCGAUGUUUUACGAAAAAAUUCUGCCGGUGACCGCUUCCUUCGGGCCUCCUCCUGGGCUAAAACAUGUGAUUACGCGCUGGGCUCUAAGGCAUGAUUUAUUGGUUAUGAAUUUAGGGUUUCAGUUAGGAGGAAAGCGAGUUGGGAUGGGAAAGAUUGGCUCUGAAGUUGUAAAAAGACUUCAGGCCUUUGGCUCCAUCAUUUCUUUUAACUCCAGAACGAAGAAAUCAGCUAUCCUAUUCCCUUAUUACGCAGAUGUCUAUGAGCUUGCAGUGAAUACUGCUGUGCUUGUUGUUUGUUGUGCACUUACAGAAGAAACUUACCACAUAAUUAACGAGGAUGUAAUGACUGUUUUGGGAAAGGAAGGAGUGAUAAUUAACGUUGGAUGUGGGGCGCUCAUUGAUGAAAAGGAAAUGGUGAAGCAUUUGGUACGUGGUGAGAUUGGUGAUGCUGGUCUUGAUGUGUUUUAAAAUUAACCUCAUGUGCCAAAAGAGCUAUUUCAAUUGGAUAAUGUUGUGUUGUCUGCCCAUUGUGCAUUGCUACUCCAUAAUGCUUUGAUGCAUUGGAGGUGCUGAUUAUGUUUAACUUGAAGGCUUCCUCGUGGUCAGUGGUCCAUCUUGAGUGAAGGGACUAUUCAUUUAGUUUAGUAAUGGCUUUUGAAAGUCAUUAAACAGAAAACCAACAUUGGUUCACAGCAGGUAGUGUGAUUCAUCAGUUGAAAAUUUGAUAUAUUGAAUUAUUCAACGCCUGAACCUUGUAAAAUAUGGGUAGGAAACAGCGGCAUAUAGGUAUGUAAAAUAUUGGAAAUGUGGUUCAAGCAUUCUUCAUCGUAUUUUUGAGGUGCCUAUGCUACUUCCAGAAAGCAGAGGUAUUGUUUGUUAAAUUAGAACUGUAAUAGUGGGUUGAGAUUUAUCCUAACCUAAAUUUUAUAAUGAUGUUAGUGAAAUUGGAUCAGUUUCUCAUUGUAACCUUGUUGUGCUUGUCUUGUACUGGGUAGGAUAUAUGCAGACCUCUGUAGCUCUAUUAUCACUAAUAUAUAUUUCUUUUGGCACCAAGCGAACAAAGAAAUAAAGCUUUCAAUUAUGUUAAGUGCCCACAAAUAUCCAAAGAAGUUGAA